This is a messenger RNA of Lycium barbarum (goji berry), 504 nucleotides long. RefSeq lists its product as uncharacterized. The record is from RefSeq and is a predicted model, not a curated record. The transcript has a single exon. NCBI's taxonomy places the organism in Eukaryota, Viridiplantae, Streptophyta, Magnoliopsida, Solanales, Solanaceae. The coding region runs from base 1 to 504 and encodes 167 amino acids.
AUGAGUAGUCUAUCUUAUUUAUGGCCAGAGAAAUGGGAAUUUGCUCAUGAUCUCUAUCAGUUAGCUAGCCUAGGAGUUCAAUUAUUAGACUCAGGCAAUGUAGGAGUUACUAUUCAGGACUCAGCAACCUCAUCAUUGAUAGUCGAGGUCAAGGAGCGCCAGUACGAGGAUCCCAUGCUAGUUCAUUAUACAGACACAGCCCCUCAGAAGAAGAAGUCACUAUUUGAAAUUUCUGGAGACGGAGUUCUCAGAUAUCUAGGCAGAUGGUGUGUUCCUGAUGUUGUAGAAUUACAUCAUCAGAUUAUGGGAGAAGCACAUUACUACCGUUAUUCUAUUCAUCCAGGGACGACGAAGAUGUAUCAUGAUGAUAAGGAAGUUUACCGGUGGGACAGGAUGAAGAAGGAUAUAGUUGAAUUAGUAGCUCAGUGUCCUAAUUGUCAGCAAGUUAAGGCUGAGCACCAAAAGCCAAGUGGGUUGCUACAGAGCAUAAAGAUUCUGACUUAG